Messenger RNA from Gavia stellata (red-throated loon), 1472 nucleotides. It is a transcript of the gene MCAT, whose product is annotated as malonyl-CoA-acyl carrier protein transacylase. Bases 1 to 1182 code for a protein of 393 amino acids. Lineage: Eukaryota; Metazoa; Chordata; Aves; Gaviiformes; Gaviidae. The record is from RefSeq and is a predicted model, not a curated record. Gene Ontology annotation, molecular function: transferase activity. The transcript is spliced from 4 exons.
AUGGGCAGCUGGGCCGCGGCGACAUGGCGGCUUGGUGGCUGCAGCGGGCGCGGCGGCCUCCGCGGCGCACCGCGGCGGCGGGCCAGCUCCCGCCCCGGCGGUGGGGACCGGGCGGCGACCCUGAGCGACCUGCUGCAGAGCUCGGUGGGGGCCGAGGAGCCGGCCGCGGCGGCGGCGGCGGCGGCGAGGCGGGAGCGGCGGUCCCCCCGGGAGGGCACGGUGCUGCUCUUCCCCGGCCAGGGCAGCCAGUUCGUGGGGAUGGGCCGCGGGCUGCUGCGCUACCCCGGCGUGCGGGACAUGUACCGCCUGGCCGAGAAGGUGCUGGGCUACGACCUGCUCUCCCUCUGCCUGGAGGGGCCGCGGGACGAGCUGGACCGCACCCGGCACUGCCAGCCCGCCGUGUUCGUCGCCUCCCUGGCCGCCGUGGAGAAGCUCAACCACCAGCAGCCUAAAGUGGUGGAGAGCUGCGUGGCGGCGGCGGGGUACAGCGUGGGGGAGUUCGCGGCGCUGGUCUUCGCUGGAGCCCUGGGCUUUGCCGAAGCGCUGUACGCGGUGAAAGUGCGCGCCGAAGCCAUGCAAAAGGCGUCGGAAGCCAUCCCCAGUGGAAUGCUGUCUGUUAUCGGUCGGCGAGAGGCAAAUUACAAAUUUGCCUGCUUGGAAGCCCGUAAACACUGUGAAUCGCUGGGGAUAGAAAACCCCGUAUGUGAAAUCUCAAACUAUUUGUUUCCAGACAGCAGAGUCAUUGCAGGACACUUACAGGCUUUGGAGUUUUUGCAGGAGAAUGCCCGAAAAUAUUAUUUUACACGUACAAAAAUGCUUCCAGUCAGUGGGGCUUUUCAUACCAGACUUAUGGAACCAGCAGUAGAGCCACUGGCUGAAGUCCUAAAAUCGAUUGAGAUUCAGAAACCACUGGUCUGUGUCUAUUCCAAUGUGGAUGGCAAAAAGUACAUGCACUCAAAGCACAUUCAGAAGCUGUUAGUGAAGCAGGUGGUUUCACCUGUUAUGUGGGAACAGACCAUGCAUUCGGUAUACGAAAGAAAGCAAGGAACAGAAUUUCCUUACACGUACGAAGUGGGGCCCGGGAAGCACCUAGGAGCCGUUCUCAAAAAAUGUAAUUUAAAGGCCUGGAAACAGUAUAACCAUGUAGAUGCUCUGGAAGAUGAGGAAGCAGCAGAGACCUAAGUAGUCUCUUGAGAAAAAGCCACGCAACUUGUUUUUUCUGCCUAAUUUAAGAAUAGCUUUGUGCUCCCAAAAGAGGAAGUCUUAAACAUUCAUGGCUUCUCAUGAUGAAAAAAGCACCAUGCGCGUAAUCGUGAGGAACGUUUUUCUUCCCCGUGUGCCUCAGGUGUGGAAGGGGAGAGCAAAGGCUGGCUCUUCCAUCUGUGUCGGGACUGCAAAACUGCCAAUAAACACGCCAAAUAGCCUCUGUUUGGCCUCAAUCCUGCAAGCAACCUCCUCUCCUUUUUUUUUUC